CAAUUUGAGGUGGAAUAAGUUGCAAGAUGUCAUUCCUCCUGAAAUAGGUGAACUAAAGAGUCUAACCCAUCUAUACUUGAGUUUCAAUAUUUCAAAGGAGAAAUCCCCAAAGAAUUAGCUAAUCUUCCUCUGCUACGUUACCUUUAUCUACAUGAAAAUCGUUUUAUUGGGUGAAUUCCACCAGAAUUGGGCACUCUGCAACAACUCCGACAUUUGGAUGCUGGUAACAAUCAUUUGGUGGGAACUAUUAGGGAACUAAUACGUAUUGAGGGAUGCUUUCCAUCUCUUCGCAACCUUUAUCUGAAUAAUAACUACCUUACGGGUGGAAUCCCAGCUCAGCUAGCAAACUUGACUAAUUUGGAAAUCUUGCAUUUAUCAUACAACAAAAUGUCUGGGUAUCAUACCAUCUGGACUUGCUCAUAUUCCCCGAUUGACUUCCUUGUAAGUUUAUUUUUGAAUUUUCUGUCCACUCUACAAAUGUGAUCCAGUUAUGUAUGAGAAGUUCUAUUUUUGCAAUGUAUCUAGAGGAAUUUCCUCUUUCUAAGAGCAAUACACAUAAAUUUGGCAGUUCGGAUUUUAAGUCUGGACUUUUUUAGCUACACUUUCUGGGCAUACUAUUCAUUGGAUCACAAUUUGGCUGAUGUGAUUGUAUGGUUUGAAAUAGUCACAUAUCAUGUCUUCAUGACAAGAAGGGCAAGACAAAUCUAUAUAAUAAAACACAUCAGUUUUUGAAAAAUGUUGUGUGCUAUAGUUUGGGGUUAAGAUUGAAUAAAUCUAACGGUUGGUGUUAUUUCCCUACUGAUGAAGUACCUUUAGGCACGGGCAAUUUUGCUAGUGGUCAAUAUUACAAUUGAAUAUUGAAAAGUUAUUUGGAUU
Molecule: messenger RNA, 876 nt
Organism: Camellia sinensis
Lineage: Eukaryota; Viridiplantae; Streptophyta; Magnoliopsida; Ericales; Theaceae
Source: RefSeq, a predicted model, not a curated record